AUGGCGACUCACAACUUCGAGGCUAUGGCCUCCAAGCUGGAUGACCCAAACUCUGAUCUCAGGGCAAAGGGCACCCAAGCGAUAGAAAUAAGGGACAACAUCGAGAGCUACUGUCAAGGGCAGCAGUACGGCGCAUUCUUGAACCACCUCGUCCCCGUUUUCCUGAGGAUAUUAGAUGGUAACCCUGUCUUCAUAUCCACGUCGCCGGAACAGAAACAGCGAAUACGGAACUGCGUUCUCGAAAUCCUGCACCGCCUCCCGAUGAACCCGACUGAAGCCAUCGAACCGCAUGCCGCCAAGAUCGUGGACAAGCUCAUGAGUUUAGUGAAGCUGGAGAACGAGGACAAUGCGGUGCUAUGCAUGAAGACCAUCAUGGACUUCCAGCGCCAUCAGACAAAGGCGCUGGCGGAUCGGGUGCAACCCUUUUUGGAUCUCAUUCAGGAGAUGUUCGAGACCAUGGAACAGGCCGUACACGACACCUUCGAUAGCAACACACCUGCCACAGCCUCGCAGGGCGUUCCCUCGACCCCGAAUAACCACCAAUUCUCCCAGUCGCCACGCCCGAGCUCGCCAGCAACCGCUCUCACAUCCGGCUCAUCAAGCGACAUUGGGUCAGAACACCAGCAGACACGCAUGCUCUUGAAGGGAAUGCAAUCGUUCAAAGUCCUUGCAGAAUGUCCCAUUAUCGUGGUAUCACUGUUCCAGGCAUAUAGGAAUUGCGUGAACAAGAACGUGAAACUUUUCGUUCCGCUGAUUAAGAACGUACUCUUGCUCCAAGCAAAACCACAAGAGAAGGCACACGAGGAGGCAAAGGCUCAGGGCAAGAUCUUCACUGGAGUCAGCAAGGAGAUACGCAAUCGUGCAGCGUUUGGCGACUUCAUCACAGCUCAAGUCAAAACUAUGAGCUUUCUGGCUUAUUUACUAAGGGUUUACUCUAGUCAGCUGAAUGACUUCCUCCCAACUUUACCAGACAUCGUCGUUCGACUCCUCAAGGACUGCCCCCGAGAGAAAUCCGGCGCACGGAAAGAACUGUUGGUGGCGAUAAGACACAUCAUCAAUUUCAAUUUCCGGAAAAUGUUCCUGAGCAAGAUCGAUGAACUACUGGACGAGAGGACACUGAUUGGCGACGGCCUCACUGUGUACGAGACGAUGCGACCGCUUGCAUAUAGCAUGCUUGCUGACCUGAUUCACCACCUACGAGACUCGCUAUCGAAAGAGCAAAUCCGGCGAACGGUGGAGGUGUAUACGAAGAAUCUGCACGACUCGUUUCCUGGGACUAGCUUUCAGACCAUGAGCGCAAAGCUAUUGCUAAAUAUGGCUGAGUGUAUCGCGAAGCUAGAGCCCAAGGAAGAUGCUCGAUAUUUCUUGAUCAUGAUUCUGAACGCCAUUGGCGACAAGUUCUCCGCGAUGAACCGCCAAUAUCGCAACGCUGUGAAACUCUCGGCGCAAUAUAGUCAGCCAUCUAUCGAUGCAGUAGACGAGAACCACAUGGCCGUCCAAGACAACCCUCCGGACUGGGACGAGAUUGAUAUUUUCAACGCAACACCCAUAAAAACAUCGAAUCCAAGAGAUCGGAGCUCUGACCCGAUUGCAGACAACAAGUUCUUGUUCAAGAACCUGCUCCACGGACUCAAGAAUCUUUUCUACCAGCUACGUGCAUGUAAUCCGGCCAAGAUUAAAGAAGAGAUCGACCCUACCAACGCAUCUGCGAACUGGCACGAGGUGUCAUUUGGCUACAAUGCAGAAGAGGUCGAAGUUCUUAUCAAGCUCUUCCGCGAAGGUGCCAGAGUGUUUCGCUAUUACGGCACAGACAAGACCCCGGAAACCCAAGGCUUGUCACCAGGAGACUUCAUGGGUAACCAGCACAUGAUGUCAAGCGGCAAGGAGGAGAAGGAUUUACUGGAGACGUUUGCGACUGUUUUCCAUCACAUUGACCCGGCUACGUUCCACGAAGUGUUUUCAUCCGAGAUACCCCAUUUGUACGAUAUGAUGUUCGAUCACCCGGCGUUACUCCACGUUCCACAGUUUCUUCUCGCUUCCGAGGCCACGUCGCCCAGCUUUUCCGGCAUGUUGCUCCAGUUCCUAAUGGAUCGAAUCGAGGAGGUGGGCACAGCAGAUGUGAAGAAGUCUUCAAUCCUGCUUCGACUUUUCAAGCUCUCAUUCAUGGCUGUUACGCUCUUCUCGGCGCAGAAUGAGCAGGUCCUCUUACCACACGUCAAAACGAUCAUCACCAAGUCAAUACAGCUAUCAACGACAGCAGAGGAGCCGAUGAACUAUUUCCUACUGCUUAGAUCACUGUUUCGCAGCAUAGGUGGCGGUCGCUUCGAGCACUUGUACAAGGAGAUUCUUCCACUCCUGGAAAUGUUGCUAGACGUUCUGAACAAUCUCCUGCUGACGGCACGCAAGCCUGCGGAACGAGAUUUGUUCGUCGAACUCUCUCUCACAGUACCAGCACGACUUAGCAAUCUUCUGCCACAUCUCAGCUAUCUGAUGAGGCCGUUGGUCGUAGCCUUACGAGCCGGGUCUGAUCUCGUUGGUCAAGGCCUUCGUACCCUUGAGCUCUGCGUUGAUAACCUCACCGCGGACUAUCUGGACCCGAUAAUGGCACCUGUCAUCGAUGAGCUGAUGGCUGCGUUGUGGGAACAUCUCAAACCAAACCCAUACAGCCAUUUCCAUGCUCAUACCACAAUGCGCAUAUUGGGCAAGCUUGGCGGCCGCAACCGGAAGUUCAUUACAGGUCCACCUGAGCUGAAUUUCAAGCCAUACUCUGACGACCAAUCAUCCAUCGAUAUUCGAUUGAUUGGAUCUACCAAGGACCGCGCCUUCCCUGCAGCGAUAGGCAUUGAUACUGCCAUCGCCAAACUCCACGAAAUCCCAAAGACACCGGCAGCGAAAAAGUCGGAUACUUUCCACAAGCAACAGGCUCUUCGUCUCAUCACAGCGCACACGAAGCUGCUGGUCGGCUUCGACAGCUUGCCGGAGGAUUUUGCUCAGCUCGUGCGACUACAGGCAAAUGAUCUAUGUACGAAGAAGAUUGAUGCUGGAUACGACAUACUCACAGCCUCUGAACGCGAAAAGUCAAUUACCAAAAAGAGCGUGGAACAGGACAACCUCAAGAAGCUGAUAAAGGCGUGCAUCUUUGCUGUCUCCAUACCUGAGCUCAAGGUAGAUGCUGAGGCUCUGGUGAGCAAUCUAGCAAAACAUUUUACCCUGCUAGAACUCGGGACGCAGUUCGCCACGGUGAAGCAUAAGACCAAGCCGUUUGACGUCCAUUCCGGUGAAGGCCCUGUCGUAAUCGAGAGCGACGUCAUUUCCGAAGCUAUCGGAGAGUCUUUGGCUUCAGAGCACGGUGCCGUACGCGAUGCUGCUGAGCAAGCCAUCCUGACUAUGCGAGACGCUACAAAAGCAAUCUUCGGAAACGACAGUUCACUCGACAAGUUCCAGUUUUUCAACGAGCUUUCCAGCACCUUUUGCCACAACUGCCACGCCGAUGAUUGGUUCAUGAAGUCUGGAGGUACGCGUGGUAUCGAGAUCAUGAUUAAGCAAUUGGGUCUUCCUCUGUCGUGGUUAAUCCCCCGCCACUUUGAACUCGUCCGAGCUCUCAACUUCGUUAUGAAGGACAUGCCUAUCGAUCUCGACUCAAAGACGCGCAUACAGGCCGAGGGACUCAUUCAGGAUCUUAUUCGUCGCUGUCACAAGAAAACGGCGAAAGAAGAUUUUGACAGGGGCUUUGACAAGGGCAACAACUUUACGCUGAAGCUCUGCCAGCAGCUUGUGGGUGAUCUCUCGCACAUGAACAAGAGUGUACGAGAAGCGACCCAAAAGGCUUUUCAAGUAUUGUCAGAAGUCACGGAGCUGAGUGUCAGCGACCUUAUCACACCCGUGAAAGAUAGGCUUAUUCUGCCAAUCUGGACGAAGCCACUACGAGCGCUACCCUUCAGCAUCCAGAUCGCUUACAUUGACGCCAUUACUUUCUGUCUAAAACUCAAGAAUGGCAUUCUCGAGUUCAACGAGCAGCUGACUAGGCUGUUGAUGGAGUCUCUUGCGUUGGCGGAUGCUGAGGACGAGCAUCUGGCAAGUAAGCCUACAGAACAGCGAAACGCGGACCACAUCGUCAGUCUACGAGUAGCAUGUAUCCGUCUUCUGUCCACUGCCCAGAGCUUUCCCGAGUUCAGUACUACACCGCCAAACCAGACUUUCCUCCGCAUUAUCGCCGUCUUCUUCAAAUGCCUUUACUCAAAGUCGCCGGAAGUUAUCGAAGCAGCCAACAUUGGAUUGUCAGGUGUCAUCUCCGCGACAAACAAGUUGCCCAAAGAUGUUUUGCAAAGCGGUCUUCGGCCUAUUCUGGUCAACCUUCAGGACCCACGGAAGCUCUCCGUGGAAAACCUUGAUGGUCUUGCGCGCUUAUUGAAGCUACUUACGAAUUACUUCAAGGUAGAGAUCGGAACUCGCUUACUUGACCAUCUCAAGAGCAUCGCGGACCAGAACAGUCUCCAGAAGAUCUCGUUCACCAUGAUCGAGCAGAACCCCAAGAUGAAGAUCGUGACAGGCAUUUUCAACAUCUUCCACCUGUUGCCUGCAGCAGCAGCCACCUUCCUCAAGCAGAUCAUCGAAAAGGUUAUUGAGCUGGAGACUGCACUAAGGAGAACGCACUACAGCCCAUUCAGAGAACCGCUGAUCAAGUACCUCUGCAUGUAUCCCAAGGAAGCCUGGGAGUACUUCGCGCCCAACCUGAAGGACCAAACACAAGGACGCUUCUUCGCCCAGCUACUCGAGAACCCUGCCAGCGAGGUACUUCGCAAGCAGGUAAUGGAAGACGUCCCUGGCUUUUUGAGCGCCAUCAACCCUGAGGGUACCGACAAGGAGAAGUGCCAAGCGCAGCUCAACGGCAUCCACAUCGCGUAUGCAUUGAGUCAGUCUGAGGAGACGAGCAAAUGGCUUGUAUCUAAUGAUUCGUUGCGAAAGGGUCUCUUUGAUGUGGCACGUUCUUUGGAGAAGAAACUCAGGGUCAACAGCCUUGAAGCGGAGCUGCGCCUGGCGACCGAGCAGGCUGGUGAUCAGAUCAUGAUCAUCUUCACGACGUAUCUCAAGCACGAGCCGAGCAGCUUAGACUUCUUCUUCGAAGUUGUUGAUGCUGUCACAUCUGAAGAGAUGAAGGCUUCACCACGAUUGUUCGACUUCAUAUACGAUGAGAUCAUAUCGAGUGAGUCUGUGGAAUACUGGAAGACGAUCGUGAACAAGUGCAUUGACUUGUACACGUCUCGCAAUUCUUCGCAGAAGACCAAGACGUUCAUAUUCCGGUACAUUGUCAACCCCAUCUUCGCCAUGGAUGUGAAGCGCAACUGGGAUAGCUUGUUUGAUCAGAAGUCCAAGGGUACCAAAUUCAUGGAUAAGGCCAUGACUGAGGCUAUCCAUAGCCGGCUUUGGAAGCCCCAGUCGACCCUGGAACUUUCGGAGGAUACCGCUCAACUUGGUGUUGACCACUCGCGGAUGGAGCUUCUUCAACUCACUACACUCCUCCUCAAGCAUUACCCCGGCAUGAUCCAGGAAGCACGCAAGGAUGUCAUCAAGUUUGCUUGGAACUACAUCAAGCUCGAAGACAUCAUCAACAAGUACGCAGCAUACGUACUCAUUGCCUUCUUCAUCGCCGCCUUCGAUACGCCCGUCAAGAUUGCCGUCCAAGUCUACCAGGCUCUCCUCAAAGCGCACCAGAACGAAGGUCGUUCGUUGGUGAUGCAAGCUCUUGAACUCAUGGCCCCAGUCCUGAAGAAGCGAAUGCCACCUGUGCCUGGCGCCGACUCCAAGAUGCCUCGCUGGAUCCAGUACCCGCGUAAGAUUCUCUCUGAAGAGAGUUCUAAUCUGCAACAAUUGAUGAGCAUCUUCCAAUUUGUGGUUCGACAUCCCGACCUUUUCUAUGAAGGCAGAGAGCAUCUUUCCCCCAUCAUCAUUACAGCGCUAUCUAAGAUUGCGACACCUCCCAACCCGUCGGCCGAUGCGAAGAAGCUUGCUUUGAACUUGAUAAGUCUGAUUAGGACUUGGGAGGAGCGCACGGCAAGUGAAAGCGCUGGUUCAACUGACCGUCCGUCAGAUUCUCCUCAAGCUGUCAAGAGACGCGCGGACGGAUCAGUGGUGGCUCCAAGGGGCGGCUUUGUUGCAGUAGCUGGUAUCCGGAUGAUGUUGGUUAAGUACCUCAUCCAGUUCAUUGCGUACCUGCCUGAGCGCUAUCCGGUUGCCUCACCAAAGCCCAAGGAUGCCACCGCACUAGCUAGCAACGCACCGCAGCCUGCUGAGAUCUGUAGGAAGGCCGUGCAGCUCCUGCAUGAUCUGCUUUCGCCACGACUUUGGAAUGACUUGGAUCUUGAUCUCAUGCUUACGAAGAAGAUUGAGGAGAUUCUCUUGACGGAGAUGAAGCCGGACGACAAGGUCGAGGCUUUCAGCACCCGCAUGAUCAACACUCUCCAAAUUGUCAAGGUCAUCGUUAACGUCAAACCAGACGAUUGGGUACUGCAGCGUAUUCCCCAGUUCCAAAAGAUCCUGGAAAAGCCAAUCCGGUCCGAGAACCCGGAUGUGCAGGCCAGUCUCCAUGCGACUGAUCAGUCAGAAGAUGGUGCUAUGAAGCUUAAGCCCAUUCUCAAGCGUCUACUGGAGGUCAUGCCGGAGCCUGUUACCGACGACGAAGGCAACAUUGAAGAAUCGCCAUCUACUGAGUUUGUCAGCUUCCUCGGCACUAUCGCCACGGAGGCACUCGGCAGCAGCUCGUACGUGAGCGCCAUUAACAUCUUGUGGACACUGUGCCAAAAGCGACCCGAGGAGAUUGAUCAACAUAUCCCGCAGGUCAUGAAGGCUUUCCAGGGCAAGAUAGCGAAAGAUCAUCUUCCCAUCAACGGUGUUCCGGGCCAGCCCGUACCACCCAACAUGCGGCCAGAGGGAGCAAACCCACCUAGCGAUCCUCGCGAAAUUGAGAUCCAAGUUGACUUGGUACUCAAGACUGUCGACAUUCUCGCUGCUAGGAUGAACGAGCUUGGCGAAAAUCGACGGCCAUACCUCAGCGUUCUUGCCUCUCUUGUUGAGCGAUCGCAGACCAACUCUGUGUGUAUGAAGGUCCUAGAUCUCGUGGAGGAAUGGAUCUUCCACUCCACCGAGCCUGUGCCGACCCUCAAGGAAAAGACAGCGGUUCUUAGCAAGAUGCUGCUUUUCGAACAUCGUGCCGACACCUCGCUGUUGACCCGUUUCUUGGACCUCGUCAUUCGCAUCUAUGAGGACCCGAAGAUCACUAGAAGCGAGCUCACAGUACGCAUGGAGCAUGCUUUCUUGAUUGGUACGCGGGCUCAGGAUGUGGAGAUGAGGAAUCGCUACAUGGCCAUUUUUGACAAGAGCUUGAGCCGUACGGCGGCUAGUCGCCUGAGCUACGUUCUGGCCUCCCAGAAUUGGGACACACUCUCCGACAGCUAUUGGCUGAGCCAGGUCAUUCACCUGAUGUUUGGCUCCGUUGAGAUGAACACGCCAGCGCAGCUCCAUGCCGAGGACUUCCGUCUCAUCCAGCCUACAACCUUGUUCGGCUCUUUCAGCAGGGAUUCUAGGAUUCCUGAUGUCAUGGUUGAUGAUGAGUUGGAGAAGUUCAUCAACGGGCAUCGACGCUUCUGCAACCAGCUAGCUGAUGUCAAGAUCAAGGACAUCUUCGAACCGCUUGGACAUCUACAACACACCGAUAGCAACCUCGCGCACGACAUAUGGGUUGCUUUCUUCCCCUUGGCCUGGACCGCCCUCACCAAGGAUGAUCAAAGCGAUCUUGAGAAGGGCAUGGCAGCAUUGCUCACCAAGGACUACCACUCUCGCCAACUCGACAAGCGUCCGAACUGCGUCGCGACCAUGCUUGAUGCCAUUGUCCAUUCUCGCCCACGUGUCAAGUUCCCGCCUCACAUUAUGAAGUACUUGGCACAGACGUACAAUGCCUGGUACACUGCUGCUGUGUAUAUGGAAGACUCGGCCAUUUCACCAGUUGUCGAUGUGGAGAAGCUCCGUGAGAGCAACCUGGAUGCACUGCUGGAGAUUUACAAUGGAUUGCAGGAAGACGAUCUUUUCUAUGGGACAUGGCGUCGACGCUGUCAGUUCAUCGAGAGCAAUGCCGCGUUAUCAUAUGAGCAAUGUGGUAUCUGGGACAAGGCCCAGCAGAUGUAUGAGGCUGCGCAAAUCAAGGCCCGCACGUCUGUACUCCCCUUUAGUACUGGAGAGUAUAUGCUGUGGGAGGAUCACUGGGUCAUCUGCGCGCAAAAGCUGCAGCAGUGGGAGAUACUGAGCGACUUCGCCAAGCACGAAAACUUCAACGAUCUCUAUUUGGAGUCUACGUGGCGGGUCUUUGAUGCCUGGCAGAACACUGAAACCCGCGAGCAGCUCGAAGCGACGAUCAAAGCUGUUAGCGACGCACCGACGCCGCGACGAGUCUUUUUCCAGACAUUCAUGUCACUCCUCAAACUACACAACAAGCAAGAGUUGCAACCGGAAUUUCAUCGCUUAUGUGAUGAAUCUAUCCAGUUGUCGAUUCGCAAGUGGCACCAGCUACCGCGACGCAUCACGCAGGCACACAUCCCACUUUUGCAGCACUUCCAGCAGCUAGUCGAGUUGCAUGACGCCAGUGUCAUCUGCCAAAGUCUUGCUCAGACCAACUCGGGCAACCUUGACGUCAAAUCUCAAGAGCUUAAACUGCUUCUCAGCACUUGGCGGGACCGACUACCGAACUUCUGGGAUGACAUCAACGCAUGGCAAGAUCUCGUCACUUGGCGUCAACACAUCUUCCAACUGAUCAACGGCGUCUAUCUUAAUCUGUUGCCACCGAACCAGAACAAUGCCAGUGGCAACUCGUUCGCAUACCGAGGUUACCACGAGACUGCAUGGAUCAUUAAUCGUUUUGCACACGUAGCACGCAAACAUAACCUUCCGGAUGUGUGCAUCAAUCAGCUUGGGCGUAUCUACACUCUCCCUAACAUUGAGAUUCAAGAAGCGUUCCUGAAGUUGCGCGAACAGGCCAAAUGCCACUACCAGAUCAGGGCUGAUCUCAACAGCGGCCUAGAUGUCAUCAACAACACCAACCUCAACUACUUCGGACCGGGUCAAAAGGCAGAGUUCUAUACUCUCAAGGGCAUGUUCUUGGCGAAACUGGGACAAAAGAAUGAGGCUGGCGAGGCCUUUGGAACGGCAUUGUACUUUGAUAUCAAGUUGCCCAAGGCGUGGGCAGAGUGGGGACGUUACAACGACAUGUUGUUCAAAGAGGAGCCACACAACCUGGAAAGGGCUGAAGCGGCGCUCAGCUGCUACUUGGAAGCUGCUAGCCAGUUCAAGAAUGCCAAGUCAAGGAAGCUGCUUGGACGUGUAUUAUGGCUGCUCAGCUUGGACAACCCUGAGCGAAAGUUGGCAGAGAAGUUUGAGGAGUUCAAGGGGGAUACGCCGGCAUGGUAUUGGAUUACUUACAUCCCGCAGUUGCUUAACAGUCUCUCGCGACAGGAAGCGCCUAUCGCGCGAUCCAUCCUCGGCAAGCUUGCGAAGACCUACCCACAGGCACUGUACUGCCAUCUCCGGACGACGCGCGAGGACAUGGCUGUGCUCAAGAAGACACAUGAACAGAAGGAGGCCAAGGAGAAGGCGGCAAAGGCGAAACAACAACAACCGGCCCAAGGCUCACCGGCAACAAAGCAGGGUUCACCAGAGGUUCGGCCUAACUCAAGCGCUGGAAGUCGACCAACAACCGCGGGAGCUGACAACAAAGCUGCUGCGAAUGUCAAUGGUGCCGUCAAGGCAGAGGGUGCACCGCAAGGAAGCCCUGCCCCUAACGGCGCACCUGCUCCCGCCGAUCCGCCAGCGCCCAAGAAGCCCUGGGAUCAUGUGGAGGAGAUCAGCGCCAUUCUCAAGACGGCAUUCCCUCUCCUGGCUCUAUCCAUGGAGACAAUGCUCGACCAAAUCCAGAAGAACUUCAAGUGCCCUCCAGACGAAGAUGCUUAUAGGCUUAUCGUGGCCUUACUCAAUGAUGGUCUGUCUUAUGUGGGCCGUCAACCUAACCUGUAUGCCCGCGAGAUCAAGCUGCCAGCAUCCACCGAAGCGAAUAUCACACGUUUCGCUGAGUCUGUCCUGCCUCCGCAUAUCCGCAAAGCAUUCGAAAAGGACUUUGUUACCCACAAGCCGACCAUGUACGAGUACAUCCAGAAGUUGCGCGUAUGGCGAAAUCGGUUUGAGGAGAGGCUUGAUCGUAGGAAGCUCAGUGUUCCGCUUGAGCAGUACACGCACCAACUCAGCGAGUUCCGUUUCCUCAAGUUUGAUGACGUCGAAGUGCCCGGCCAGUAUCUACAACAUCGCGACAAGAACUCGGACUUUGUGCGCAUUGAGCGCUUCCUUCCCGACGUUGAGCUGGUGCGCGGUGUCGGCAUUUGUCACCGUCGUCUCAAGAUCCGUGGUCAUGACGGAAGCAUCCACCCUUUCGCUAUCCAGUUUCCCGCUGCUCGAAGCUCGAGACGUGAAGAGCGCAUCUUGCAACUGUUCAGAAUCUUUAACGGUAUUCUCGCCAAGCGCAAGGAGAGCCGGAGGAGGAAUUUGCAGUUCCAUCUUCCACUCAUCGUUCCCAUCACGCCUAGUGUGCGCAUGGUACAAGAUGAUUCGUCGUACAUCAACAUGCAAGCGCUGCAGCCUGUAAGUUCAAUCCCCAGUUUUUGCAUAUCACCAGCCACUAACCCAAGCCUACAGAAGAGCACCGAGCACGCGAACAGCAUCAAACUCGAGACCUUCGCCGCCGUGCAAGAGAAAUACGUGCCUCCAACAGUCGUCCAAGACUACUUCCGCGCCACCUUCCCCGCCUUCGACGACUUUUGGCUCUUCCGCCGCACAUUCAGUUACCAACUCGCCGCCCUCACCUUCAUGACCUACGUCAUGCACAUGAACACGCGCUACCCACAAAAGAUGACCGUCUCGCGUUCGAGCGGUCGCAUCUGGGGCUCCGAACUGAUCCCUAGCAUGGCGGUCGGAAAACCCCAACUCCAUAACUCGGAGCCUGUUCCCUUCCGCCUGACCCCCAACCUGCAAACCAUCAUGGGACCCCUGAACCUCGAGGGUAUCUUUGCGCCCGGUGUCAUGACCGUCGCUCGUUGUCUAAUUGAACCCGAGGGCGAGCUCGAAAUGCAACUUAGUAUCUUCAUGCGCGAUGAGAUGAAUCAUUGGUUCACUAGUCAGCACAAGGCUAGUCAGCUUACGCCUGAUGUCCUCCGCGAGAGCGUCCAGCAGAAUAGCGACUUGGUGGUUAAGCGCGCUAGCGCUAUUGGUAGUUUGCCCACUGGAGCUAACCUCCCUGCGAAUCAGACGGUCGUUGAUCUCGUGGCAGUGGCUGUGCAUCCGGCGAAGCUGGCGCAGUGUGAUCCUCUCUGGAUGGGCUACUUGUGAGCCUUUCGUUGUUCUGGGUUUGGCGUAGGGUGUUUGCCUGAAGGAAAAAAAGAAAAAGGGUUUUUUCUCAAUGAUCAGAUCGGAGUUAUUAGGGCUUUCUUGGAUUGGAUUUUUUUUCUAGUCGGACUUUCUGUUUGGCUUUCGAGGGGGGAGUCGUUUACAGCAUAUUUUUCUGCGUUUGGAGUUUAGUAUGGGGGGUUUCGGAAGUAGUAUUUUUCUAGUUGGUUUGUACAAAAGGGCGUUAUUAGGUGAUUUGGUGCGAUGCGGAUGGAUGGUGUGGCAGUCUGCCUUACCUGCCUACCAGAUCAGCUCCAAAAAUCAAACGUAGAUAUCAGAGA
Molecule: messenger RNA, 11756 nt
Organism: Pyrenophora tritici-repentis Pt-1C-BFP
Lineage: Eukaryota; Fungi; Ascomycota; Dothideomycetes; Pleosporales; Pleosporaceae
Source: RefSeq, a predicted model, not a curated record